AUGAAGAAUAACUAUAAUUGCGACACAAACUUGAUUGCCGACGGCGACACUACAACAAAAGGAAGACCUAUUGACUGUAAUGAUAUUCCUGACACAUGUCCAAGUGGUGUAUAUAAGGUGUUUCCAAAUCAAACUGAGGGAGUUGAUGUUUAUUGUGAAAUGAAUUCUGACGAAGGACACUGGACGGUUUUUCAAAGAAGAGAAAACGGCUACGUUGACUUUUACCGCGGAUGGAAUGAGUUCAAAGCAGGAUUUGGGAACCCGAAUCAUGAGUUUUGGCUGGGCAACGAGAAUUUGCACUCUCUAACAUCGCAAAACAACUAUGAAAUGAGGAUCGAAUUAAUCGAUUUCGACGGAAACACUGCAUUUGCAAAAUAUAAAGAGUUUGCAAUUGGGGAUGAACAUUCAAAGUUUAAACUAACCGCUAAUGAUUACCAUGGUACUGCAGGUAACAGCUUGGAGCACAACAACGGCCAUCGUUUCUCAACGAAGGAUAGCGAUAACGAUAACUACCCGGCUAGUAACUGUGCUACAAUGUAUCUCGGAGCCUGGUGGUUCAAUCGCUGUUCAGCAUCUGAUCUGAAUGGUCAGUAUUUUUUGAUGAUACCAGACGCCGUGCAUCGAGGCAUUUACUGGCGUUUUUGGAAAGGAAUAAACUAUUCUUUGAAAGGAUCAUUGAUGAUGAUGCGUAGAGUGUCAAACUAG
Messenger RNA from Mytilus trossulus (common blue mussel), 705 nucleotides. RefSeq names its product fibrinogen-like protein A. The transcript is spliced from 5 exons. The coding region runs from base 1 to 705 and encodes 234 amino acids. The record is from RefSeq and is a predicted model, not a curated record. NCBI's taxonomy places the organism in Eukaryota, Metazoa, Mollusca, Bivalvia, Mytilida, Mytilidae.